AUUAAAAAAAUAAUUCUUCAUGAAUUAGAUAAAAUGCUAAUUUUUAUUAAAUGCACACAUUUUAAAAGUAAAACCAAAAGUGAUAGGGUAACCAAACCCUAAAAAGGGUAUCCAAACCUUAGAAUCUUAAAUAAUAAUGAUUAUAAUAUCUGUAUUCUUUUAUAGCAUUGAUGUGUACGGGUUUUUUUUUUACCAUUUAUGAAAUGCCGUUAUGAAAUGCCGUUUAUUUAUCUUUUUUUUAUAUGAAAACUUUCUUUGUUAAGCUUUAUUUUUAUUUUUUAACGUGUUCUGUCAUCCAAUCCGGAUGUUACGUAGACAGACUUCCUUGGCAACGUGUAUGCGAACCAGGAAGUGUUUAUGCGCCGCUAGCUAGCUGGCUUCAAAUAACACAGAGCACUAAGAGUGCAGCAGUAAAGUUUAUUUUUACACAAAAUAUUAACAUUUGGCAGUAUUUUGAGUGUAUAAGUUAUUUGUCAUUUAUGUUAAUGUUUAUCUGGCAGUUUGGUUGCUGACAGGAGGAACAGAAGAACUGUGUAGCAUGACAACAGUUUUUCUACUGUUUCUUACUGCUGUCUGAUUGGCAGUGGUAGGCUGGUCAAGUGAUGCAGGGGUUAUGGAGAGUGUCAUGAAUUGUGCUGAAGAGCAGCAACCUUCGUCCAUGACCAACCUAUGGUCCAAUAAACAGGAACCAAGCAGGACACAAAAGGCAAAAGGUGGAUUUGUUUUGGUGCAUGCAGGAGCAGGAUAUCACUCUGAAUCUAAGGCGAAGGAGUACAAGCAUGUCUGCAAAAGAGCCUGUCAGAGGGCUGUGGAUCAACUGAAAGCCGGGGCGCUUGCAGUGGAAGCAGUUGCUGCUGCGCUGGUUGAGCUGGAGGACUCCCCUUUUACAAAUGCUGGCAUGGGCUCAAACCUGAAUUUGUCAGGUGAGAUUGAAUGUGAUGCAAGCAUCAUGGAUGGAAAGUCUCUUCAUUUUGGUGCAGUGGGAGCCAUCAGUGGUAUUAAAAAUCCAGUUUUAGUUGCAAACUGUCUCCUGAAGGAAGGACAGAAAGGGAAGCUCUCAGCUGGGAGAAUACCACCUUGUUUUCUUGUCGGCCGAGGAGCCCGUGAUUGGGCAGUCAGUCAUGGAAUCCCAUCAUGCCCUUCAGAGAAGAUGGCCACAAAAUUCAGUUUAUCUGCAUACAAGAGGAACAAGCGAAAGAUGGAGCUGGCAGAGAGAAUGGACGCAGGACAUAAUCAGACAAAAAAAAGAAGACAAUCAAAUGAAAAUGAAAACGGCUCAGGGUGUUUGGACACAGUCGGCGCUGUGGUGGUGGACCUGGAGGGGAACGUAGCUGCAGCCGUGUCCAGCGGAGGGCUCGCUAUGAAACAUCCAGGCAGGAUUGGACAGGCUGCUCAUUACGGAUGUGGCUGCUGGGCUGAAAAUGCCUGUAAUAUCAACUCUUACUCCACAGCAGUGAGUACCUCAGGAUGUGGAGAGCAUCUGAUUCGCACCAUGCUGGCUCGGGAAUGCUCCGCUGCUAUGCAGUCCGAAGAUGCCCACCAAGCGCUGCUGGAGGCUAUGCAAAACAAGUUCAUCAGCUCACCCUUUCUGGCCAGUGAAGAUCGUGUUUUGGGUGGAGUUAUUGUCCUGAGAUGCUGCACAUGUGUGGAAGCUCAGUCAUCUCAAAACAUUCAGGGUAUAUUAGUGGAGUUCCUAUGGAGCCACACCACAGAAAGCAUGUGUGUUGGCUACAUGUCUGUCCAAGACAGCAAAGCUAAGACACACAUAUCAAGGUUACCAUCUGGGACAGUUCCUGGACAGUCUCUGGCCAUCGAGGGAGGUGUGUGCCGGCUGGGUGUUACAGAGUGAAUCUUCGUCUCUUCAGCUCCUUCUCUUCUGGGCUUCCUUAAAACUGCUGCACAGAACCAACAUCCCCUCCCCUCUCCUGCAUCAUUGUAAUUCCAGAUGUGUUGAGGCGUUUCAACAGCUGGUGAGGAGGUGGCGAGGAGGUCUACCUUCUGUUCUAGUGCACUUAACGGACUUCCCUUUUGCUCCUUUUUGCCUCCAGCUUCUAUGCCAGUUUUUGCCCUUCCAGUGUCACCUGGAUGAUACUUGAUACCCCAUUGCCUUGAUGCACCUUUUUCAAAUAAAAAUGGCUUUUCUUUAGUUCAUAUAUAAGCUAUGAUUUAGGACAACAGGGUGGAAAUAUUAUCUAUGUGUUUAAGGACCGACUUUUUAGGAAUUUCAAAUGCAGGACCUAAAUCUGUUCUUCAGUUUGUUUAAAGUAAAAAAAUAAGUCUGCACUUUGUGGAAUGCCUGCUAGUGCAAUGAAAUUUUUUUUUGUUUUGAGGCUUAACCAGUGAUAAUAAAUCAACAUCUUUGUAUAUAAAAUAACUUUUCAAUUUAAGGUGACAUUUAUAGUUCAGAAAAAAAGCUUUUUUUCUCAUCCUAAAGAGGUACAUUGGUUAAGAGGAAUGCACUUCCUGUGCUAUGAAAUGCACACAAAUGAACAGAGAAAAAAGUCUAUCAUUUUAUAAUUGUAUAUUCCUCUUAACCUUAAAUAUGCAUAAGCUAAAGUAGAAUGAAGCAGCUAAAAGCUGGUGCAGUGGUGUUCAGUUCUAUGAGUCUGUUGAGAUAAUCCAUUCAGCGUAUUAUCUUUUCUUUUCUAUUAGCUAAUACAUUUUUUUCAAGAAUGCAACCAAAAUAAAGUUCUAUAAGCUAUAAGAUUUAUGUGACCUUCCCCCCCAGCAGUGCCAAGCACCAAAAUAAAAUCUGUUGCUAUGAA
Molecule: messenger RNA, 2765 nt
Organism: Oryzias melastigma (Indian medaka)
Lineage: Eukaryota; Metazoa; Chordata; Actinopteri; Beloniformes; Adrianichthyidae
Gene: tasp1
Product: taspase, threonine aspartase, 1
Exons: 14
Coding region: 614-1849 (411 amino acids)
Biological process (GO): protein maturation
Molecular function (GO): threonine-type endopeptidase activity
Source: RefSeq, a predicted model, not a curated record